GAAACACCGGUACACGGUAACAAGAGGUAAAAUGCGACGGACCGUCCGCACAUAAGCGAGAGUUUUAUCUUUAUUUUAAACUUUAAGCCACUGUUAACAGUGCUGAACAAAAGAAAGCACGGUGUUAUUUAUCCAGCCCCAGUUUCAGUCACAUUCAUCAUCCAUAGGAGCUUUUAUCGUUGUCCGUUAACAUCCACCAGCGUGACAUUAGCCGUGCGGAAGGAAACACAAACAAAUAAAACUCAGCAGAAACCGCUCCGUAGUGUGUUAUCUUCGCCAGCGUCUUGCUGCCUUCGCCGACAUGGCUGCUAAUCCUCCAGGACAAGCCUUCCCAAACAAAACACGGGUGGCGAUCCUGGCUGAGCUGGAGAAGGAGAGGAGGCGGCUGAUGCAGAAUCAGUCCAUGAACACUCCUGGAGCCAGCAUCUCACUGUCCAGGCCGAGUCUGAAGGAGUACAGGGACAAUGCAGAGCAGCAGCACAUUGCUGCUCAGCAGAAGGCCGCCCUGCAGCACGCACAUACACACUCAUCGGGCUUCUUCAUCACUCAGGACUCCUCAUUUGGAAACCUCAUCCUUCCCGUCCUUCCUCGCCUGGAGCCCGAUACAUGACCUUUUCACCCCCAACCUCCCUCCAUUCUGCCCAAGAUAAAGCUUUGAAGCACAAUAUGUGCACAAAUAUGUGUCUUUCCCGAUUUCCUCUUUUAAGUCUGUGAUUAAUGGGCAGUUGUUUGUCAUGUUGUAAACAAUCUCAGGGGGAAGUGAAUCCAUCUUUUUUUUUCUUUUUUUUCCUUUACAUUUUCCAGACUAACAUGCUGGCUGCUGAUUUUAGGAGAGCUUUCAAAACAGUUGGGAUACAGAUGUCCCGAUCGCUAUGAAACAUCCUGUCAGGCCCUCCAGGGGCUGAAGGACAGACUCCAGAGAAAUACUGUAAAUGUUAUCCGGCUCUGUUGCCUAACACACGGCUUUCCGUAAAAUGUACAUUUUGUCAGGUUUUUACAUUUGUAAUUGAUUUGUAUUGAAGUUUGGAUAAUAAAAGUGUUACAUUCA
Molecule: messenger RNA, 1048 nt
Organism: Toxotes jaculatrix (banded archerfish)
Lineage: Eukaryota; Metazoa; Chordata; Actinopteri; Toxotidae
Product: SOSS complex subunit C-like
Exons: 4
Coding region: 302-610 (102 amino acids)
Biological process (GO): DNA repair
Cellular component (GO): nucleoplasm; nucleus; SOSS complex
Source: RefSeq, a predicted model, not a curated record